This is a messenger RNA of Coturnix japonica (Japanese quail), 1922 nucleotides long. The record is from RefSeq and is a predicted model, not a curated record. NCBI's taxonomy places the organism in Eukaryota, Metazoa, Chordata, Aves, Galliformes, Phasianidae.
GCCUCCCCCCCUUGUGGGGGUCAUGGUGGACCAGGCUGGUGGCCCUUGGUGAUGUCAUAAGCGGCUGGAAUGAGGGGAGGAGCGGUGCGUUCCGUGUUCCUUUGUGGGUGAGCAGGAGUUCGGAGUGGUUGGUUGGCUUGUUCUUCUUGUGCGUUUAGUGCCUUUUCUUCAGAAGUUUUUGCGCAGCAGCUUGUAGCUUUUGCUCUCAGAACAUCUGAGCAAAGUGACAAGGAACUGCUGCAGAUAGUUUGAGGUGAUCUUGUUGCCAGCUGGUCACACCUGUGGUGAUGGGCGUUGCGUGCAGCAAGAUCAGCGAUGGGCCUGAGGUUGGGGUGACGGAGGCCUAUAACAUGUGGAAGCCGCAGCUGGAGCGUGCUGUAUCAUCUCUCAACGUACCAGCAAUUGCGGCGGCCCAUGUUAUUAAGAGCUACGUCGCCCAGGCGCCGGAUGAAGUCUCCCUGGAGGUGGGAGACGUGGUGUGCAUCACUGAUAUGCCACCAAAGGAGCUGAGCCCCUGGUGGAGAGGCAAGCGUGGCUUUCAGGUUGGAUCUUUCCCUAGUGAGUGCGUGGAACUCAUUAGCGGAACAGUUCCUGAGUCCCUGGUCAAUUCAUUGCGAAAGCCAGGUACACAUGUUACAUUUGAUAAUGCGAAGCCAAAGAAAUGGGGCAAGCUCCUCCCCUUCCUUCGUUCCCUGGUGAAGGCCCGGCCCCAGAGAGCGAGGCAGCCGGAGCCAGAGAAGGAAGGGGUGUUUGGGUGUGACCUGGGGGAGCACCUUCUCCGCUCUGGCCGUGAUGUCCCCCAGGUCCUCCAGAGCUGCUCUGAAUUCAUCGAGCAGAAUGGCGUAGUGCAGGGGAUAUACCGCCUGUCCGGCGUUACGUCCAAGAUCCAGCGACUACGCCAUGAAUUUGAUUCAGAGCAGCUUCCCGAGCUUAGCGUCCGUGACAUUCACAGCGUGAGCUCCGUAUGUAAGAUGUACUUCAGGGAGCUCCCGAACCCUCUCCUGACCACCCAGCUGUAUGACAAGUUCACGGACGCUGCCGGUGCUGCUACCGAGGAGGAGAGGAUGGUGAGAAUGAAGGGCGCCAUCCAGCAGCUGCCUGCUCCUCACUACAGGACACUUGAGUACCUGAUGAGGCAUUUGGCGUCUCUUGCUGGGAACUCCUCAGUCACCAACAUGGACGCUCAUAAUUUAGCAAUAGUGUGGGCUCCAAACCUCUUAAGAUCCCAGCAGAGCCAGUCAGCCUGCGCCAGUGGAGGAGCUGCCAGCUUGGAAGUUCAGACACAGACAGCUGUAGUGGAAUUCCUUAUUGGCCACACAGACGGCCUCUUCGGCUCCAAAUCCACGUCAGCCAUGGGAGAGGGAGCAGGGCCGAGUUCUGUACCUGGGUCCAGGUCUGUGUGGGAGUCUCCUCCUUGCGCAAAGCUGCUCACCCUGCAAGAGGCACAAGCUCUGAGAAGAGGCCAGAGCAGCUCUCCUGCAGUGAAACGAAGCAGUGAGAUUGAAGUGGAGGAAGAUCCCACAGAAUUUCCAGGGAGAUUCCACACAAUUAUUGAUUUUCCAUCUGAAAGACCACGCUCUUCCAGAAAGAAGAAAGAAUCACCAGCUGGCAGUUGGUGUUCCUGCCUAUGUCUGCGCAGACCAUCCCCUGCGGCAAAACACCAACUGCAGAGCAGUGACAGGGAGCCUUCCGAAGAAGAACUCGUGGUGCUGGCAGUUUUUGCAUUUGUUCUUUCUGAGAAGGCAUCAAGCUGUUCUUAUAUGCCCCAUUCCUGGUGGUAUUCAAGGCCAGGCUUGAUGGUUCCUGGGCAGUCUGAUCUAGUGAAUGACAACCCUAUCAAUGGCAAGGGGUUGGAACUAGAUGACAUUCGAGGUCCAUUCAAACCCUUCGAAUUCUAUGAUUAUUAUGUAACUCAAAAAUGA